This is a messenger RNA of Fusarium vanettenii 77-13-4, 4998 nucleotides long. RefSeq lists its product as uncharacterized. Bases 1 to 4998 code for a protein of 1665 amino acids. The transcript is spliced from 5 exons. The record is from RefSeq and is a predicted model, not a curated record. Gene Ontology annotation, biological process: intracellular transport. NCBI's taxonomy places the organism in Eukaryota, Fungi, Ascomycota, Sordariomycetes, Hypocreales, Nectriaceae. Gene Ontology annotation, molecular function: ATP binding; nucleic acid binding.
AUGGCCGACGACGCACCCGACGCCAGCCCCAAGAACGAGCCCCUCAACAUCGAGACCAAGGAAGACGCCGAGACCCGCGCUGCUCGUCGGGAGCUUAAGCAGUCAUCCAUCUCUGAUACAACACCGUCGGCCGCAGAGGGCUCCGACACGGCCAAUGCCUCUGAUGCGCCAGACAGCGACCUGAAGGAUCAGGUUGCGUCGCCCAAGAAGAAGCGCGCGCACGACCAGCUCGAGGGCGGCAAGGAGGCCGAGGACAAUGAUGCGAACAGCGUUGCAUCCACCGAUUCCGCCAAGGACAGGGCCUCGCGACUAGAGCCCGAGAAGAAGCGUCCUCGCGAUGAGGACUCCAACGACGCAGAGCCAGUAUGCCGCCUCGAACGUCCUUUGAAGCGCGCCAGGCAGACCGCUGACUCUACACAGACUUCAACAGCUGCCUCGAGCCAAGAAGCGACCAAGGAGGACGAGGCCGGCAAGUCGACAGCCAAGAAUGCUCAACCACAAACCUCUGCCAGCGCUUUUGCCUCCUCCGGCUUUGGCAAGCUGUCCUCUGGAUCAUCGCCGUUCGCUAGCCUCGGCGGCUCUCAGGGCGGCAGCGUAUUUGGCUCUGCUGCCGCUGGCAAGCCCUCGCUUAGCUCAUUUGCGUCCCCAGCUCCAUCCACGGAUGCGCAGCCCCCCGCCGCACCGAAGUUGACCUUUGGCAGCACCAGCGGCGCAUCGCCCUUUGCCGGUCUCUCUUCUGGUACUAAUGGUUUCGGAAGCGCAUUCGGUUCGAGCGCCUUUGGAUCUGCCCUGGGGGGUACCAAGCCCCUCUCGAGUUUCGCGGCCCCUGGAAAGGAACCUCUUAAGAGCGAGAAGCCUGCCAGGCCUUUUGGUGCUCCCGAGAGCAGCGACGACGAAGAGGAGGACGGUGACGAGGAUGGCGACGAGAAUGAGCCCCAAGAGGUUGAGCGCGCCCUGUCCCCAGAGAAGGAUUCCGACGAGAAAAGGAAGCUGAAGCUUCAGAAGAUCGAGGUGAACGAUGGCGAAGACGGCGAGGCUACGAUCAUAUCUGUGAGGGCCAAGAUGUUCUAUCACGAUAAGGAAGCAGGCUGGAAGGAGCGUGGCGCAGGCAUGUUGAAGAUCAACGUACCCCAAGCCUGCGUCGAGUACGAUGACAACGGUGCUGUCGUCCCUGGAUCAUUUGAUGCUUCUGCGCUAGAAGUCGAUGACCCAGAAAGCGCAAGCGCUCACGGGCACAAGGUUGCUCGUCUUAUCAUGAGACAGGAUCAGACUCACCGAGUCAUUCUCAACACAGCGCUUGUGGCAGCCAUGAAGUUCCAAGAGAAGGCUUCGCUGAAGUCAGUUGGAAUUCUCUUUACUGCCUUUGAGGGUGAGCAGGCAAAGCCUGUGAGCAUUACCAUGCGGCCCAUUCGGGUUCGCGAACAAAGAUUUGUAUGGAUGACGGCAAGGACAGGCAGGCUAGACGCCGAUGCUGGAGCAAUUGGCAGGGCAAUCAUCAGCCUGAAAGGAUACAGGGCAUUGCCCGGCUUGGAACAGACCAGAGGGAAACGAAAACGUGAGCCUGAUCGAGAACCUCGUGAUGAGAGCCCAGCUGCAAGUGAAUCGAGCGGAUCGGGAUCUAAACGAGGCGCCAAAGGAAGUAAAGGAAAGCCGAGUCUCAAGAAGCAAGCCAGCAACGUCGUGGUGCCCUGUGUCAUGGAAUGGCCAGAAGCGUUCAAGCAACUAGAGAAGACACAUCGCGCACUCAGCCUUGUGUAUACCUUUUGCACAACACGGAAACACCUCGCUACAACAUUCGACACGAUAAAAUCGGCCGUGGAAGCUCACACAAAACGAGACCUCUCAAUUGAAGAGAUUGCAUCGAUGGUAGCACUUCGCCCAGAGGGCAUCUACUUCGCCUACGUUGACGAGGUUAUGCUGCAACUCGACAUCAAAGGAUCAGAAAGAGAUGAUGUUUUCAGAAACGGAAGGUCGUCAAGGUCGCAGGCUCCAGCUCACGACGCGUCGGUUGGCGGAUAUUCCGGCAUGGAGAGUCUUGACAAGCAAUACGAUCGCGAACUCGAGCCCACGGGACGGGAGGUGCUGUUUCUCGAGUUUCUCGAUGGUGAUCUAAAGCGUCAGGUCCCCAGUAAGACAGGGGAACCGACGAACCCAAACAGAAGGUUGAGAGCGGAGCAGCUGAGGAUGCCCGUCUUCAGCCAAAAGCAGAUGACGAACCUCAUUGAGAGGCGGAACCAAAAGUUUGCGAAUGCUAUCAAUGUCUUUCUGAACAAGUGUGUCGAAGACAAACUGGACCCGCAGGAGGCCCUUACAGAACGGACAAAGAGCCACAUCCCGAUGCCAUCAACGAACGAAGACUUUUCCCCAGAGAAGGCAGCAGACUCUAUACCGGAGAGUAUUCCAAAAGAACGAAAGUCAAUACCUGAGAUUGUUCAAGAGCUCAAAGACAGCCCGUGGUAUACGGGACAGAUUGUCCCAGACGGACAUCGAGUAUUUGAGCAACAGGAACCUGUCUAUGGCGAUCUCAACUUUCUACUGAGCCAGGAUUUGGUGAAUGCUCUGUACAACGCCAAAGGGAUCACUAAGUUCUACGCACAUCAAUCAGAAGCUCUCAACAGUCUUCAUGAUGGCCAGCAUGUCGUCGUGUCAACGUCAACAAGCUCUGGAAAGAGUUUAAUCUACCAACUUCCGGUGCUCUACGCCCUUGAGCAAGAUUACAACUCCAGAGCCAUGUACAUUUUCCCGACAAAAGCUUUGGCACAAGACCAGAAGCGGAGCCUGAAAGAGAUGAUGGGUUACAUGCCUGGUCUCGAAGAAACCAUGGUUGAGACCUUUGACGGAGAUACUCCUAUGACCGAUCGAAACAUGAUUCGAGAGCAAGCGAGGAUCAUCUUUACCAACCCGGACAUGCUUCACAUCACCAUCCUACCUCAGGAGGAGCGCUGGAGGUCAUUCUUGAAGAAUCUCAAGUACGUUGUUGUGGACGAGUUGCACUACUACAACGGCCAGAUGGGAUCCCACAUGUCAUUUAUCAUGCGAAGGCUAAGGCGAAUUUGUGCUGCCGUAGGAAACCGACGCGUCAAGUUCAUCUCUUGCUCAGCCACGGUAGCCAACCCUGAGCAGCAUUUCAAGACGAUAUUCGGCAUUGACAACGUCCGCCUGAUAGAUUUCGAUGGGUCCCCAUCUGGACGGAAAGAGUUUCUCUGCUGGAACACGCCCUACAAGGACCCUGGUGACCCUGCUUCUGGACGCGGCAGUGCCAAGUUCGAGUGUGCGCGUCUCUUCUGCGCCCUCAUGUUGAGGGGAGUGAGGAUCAUUGCAUUCUGCAGGGUCAGAGCCCAAUGUGAGGUGCUGGUUAGCGCCAUCAAGCAAGAAUUGGAGGCCUUGGGGCGUCCAGAAUGCAUCAACCUCGUGAUGGGAUACCGUGGCGGUUAUACGGCACAGGACAGACGCAGGAUUGAGACUGAAAUGUUUCAGGGUCAGCUCCUGGGAAUUGUCGCGACUACGGCGCUGGAACUAGGCAUCGACAUUGGCUCGUUGGACUGUGUCAUGACCUGGGGUUUCCCGUAUACUAUUGCCAAUCUGCGUCAACAGAGCGGCAGGGCUGGACGCCGCAACAAGGAUUCGCUGUCAAUCCUGGUUGGCGACGGGUUUGCUACCGACCAACACUACAUGCAGAACCCGGACGAGCUAUUUACAAAGCCCAACUGCGAGCUGCAGGUUGACCUGGAGAAUAUGCUGGUGCGUGAAGGCCACAUUCAAUGUGCGGCUUACGAGAUGCCCAUACGUCCAAAUGAGGACAAGAAGUACUUCGGCAAAGACUUGCCGAAGAUCUGCGACGAGCGCUUGCUGAGGGAUGAGAUGGGGUUCUACCACUGCCACGAUCGAUUUCGACCAAUCCCUGCAAAGUACGUUGCUAUUCGAGACACGGAAGAUGAGCACUUUGCUAUUAUCGACAUUACAAACGGGCGAAACGUCGUGUUGGAAGAGCUGGAGGCCUCCAGGGCGACGUUUACCAUCUACGACGGUGCCAUCUUUCUUCACCAGGGCAACCCGUACCUUGUACGAGACUUCCUCCCUGACAAGAGGAUGGCCAAGGUGGAAAGGGUCAAGGUGGACUGGACAACUGUGCAGCGCGACUAUACUGAUAUCGACCCUACUGAGACGGAAGCCAUUAGGACUAUUCCAGGGUCGCGCUCACAUGCCUACUAUGGUACUAUCAAGAUUCAGCAAAACGUGUUCGGCUUCUUCAAGGUUGACCGGAAGGGACGGGUACUUGACGCAGUGCAAGUGGACAACCCGCCAGUCAUUCGUUUCAGCAAAGGGAUGUGGCUUGACGUCCCCAAGAAGGCCAUUGAUAUCCUUCAGACACGACGGCUUCAUGUGGCAGCUGGGAUUCAUGCAGCAGAGCAUGCCAUCAUGAGUCUACUACCGACGUUUGUCGUCAGCAUGCCCGGCGACGUACGAACCGAGUGUAAGAUUGCAAAAAAGGAGUUUGCAAAACAAGAGACUCAGAGAAAGCGGCCAGCGCGGUUGACAUUCUACGACGCCAAAGGAGGCGCAGGAGGGUCAGGUAUCAGCACCAAAGCAUUUGAUCACAUCGACCAGCUGCUACGGGAUGCCCUGCAGCGAGUUGAAGGUUGUCGGUGUGAGCGAGGCUGUGUGGAAUGUGUAGCAUCAGAGUUGUGCAAGGAAGCUAACGAGGUGAUGAGCAAGGCGGGAAGCCAGGUGGUUCUCAAGACGCUGCUAAACAUGGAAGUGGACGUGGAUGAGCUACCGAUGGGCCCAGAGCUGAACACGCCUGUGGGCAUCGAGACGGUGGUGGUCGCAGAGGCUGUGCCAUACCGUACCAAAGAUGCAGUGUUUGGGAACAAGCCGGCAGUGCAGGAGGGCCAAGGCUCGUCCGGGGACGUUUCUGGGGACGCUGCCAAGCCAGGAGGUUCUGGAACUCCAGAUGGCGACGGGGGGUUCGAGAGGUGGCUUGGGGGUUCAAUGUAA